This is a messenger RNA of Trypanosoma theileri, 900 nucleotides long. RefSeq names its product zinc finger protein. Gene Ontology annotation, cellular component: endoplasmic reticulum; Golgi apparatus. Gene Ontology annotation, biological process: protein targeting to membrane; peptidyl-L-cysteine S-palmitoylation. The coding region runs from base 1 to 900 and encodes 299 amino acids. The transcript has a single exon. Lineage: Eukaryota; Euglenozoa; Kinetoplastea; Trypanosomatida; Trypanosomatidae. Gene Ontology annotation, molecular function: protein-cysteine S-palmitoyltransferase activity. The record is from RefSeq and is a predicted model, not a curated record.
AUGUGUUGUGGACAACAACAUAAUCCACACCGACCAGUUGAUAUCUGUGGUUGGUGUGCCUUCUUCUGCCGACAAAUCCCUCCCUGCUUUGCGGUACUUCUCAUUCUUCUCAAUGUGAUUCCCUAUUAUGUGGCCUUUCUCCCCAGACUCCACCGUUCCUAUCAGCACGGCGAUGUUUCCUUCUUUUAUUAUCUCUACUGCCAUCUGGGAAUGGCCAUCACAGAGACACUUGUGUUUGUGAACUUCUUUCUCGCCGUCUCCACACCGCCGGGAUAUGUGGAGCGGGAGCCGUGGUCGCACACACCGGUGUUCAGAGGCCGCCCGGGAAGUGAAUUCAACACACAUGAAGUGCGGCAAGUGGGAUUAGACGGAAAACUGCGGUUUUGUUUUCGUUGCGAGAUUUACAAACCCGAUAAUGCCCAUCACUGUCGUUCCUGUCGGAGAUGUGUAUAUCGGAUGGAUCACCAUUGUCCGUGGAUUAACAAUUGUGUUGGGCGGGAUAAUUUAAAAUACUUUUUGCUUUUUCUUGCAUACAUUCCAUUAGGGGGAUUUCACAUUGCUACCACUACGAUAUAUAGUUUAUGUUAUCAUUUUCCUUUCUUUAGUUCGGCAGAUUUGGGAGAUGGUGUAUUGUUAGUGGGAUCCGCUGUCUUGUCAGCAGUGAUGGGAUUCUCAUUUCUUCUCUUCGCUGCACACUUUGUAUAUUUAGCAGUUCGUGGUGAAACUACCGUAGCUAAUGUGAUAUCGUAUAGGAGAAGUGAUCAACAACGGCAUCAACAGUUAAUUAAAGAAGAAAGAGAGAAAUUUUUGGAUGAAGUGUUUGGUUUAGACCGGCGUUGGUGGCGCUUAAUAUGUCCAGUGUCUACUCGUCGUCCUCCAGAAAACAUGGCGAUUGUUUAG